AGUGGUUUGACAGACCAUGCCUGUUGCCUCCCAAACCAGGAUUACACGAUACAGCCAGAGCAAAAACAAAACAUACUGAAGCAGGUGUCAAUGAAAUAUUGAAAGCACUAAAAAGACAUGUACCUGAACUAAAUCAAACUCAACUGGAACUCACCAGCAGUGGCGCACACAGCCUGGUCACCCUAAUUAACCCAAAGGAGAAUUACUGUGUGGGAGAGAUCGUCAGUAUCCGAGUAGAAAUGAACGACUACCAUGGCAAACCCAAGGCAUACGGAGGAGACUUCAUACUGGCUCGGAUCCAUUCUCCAGAGCUGAAAGCCGGAGCGGCCGGCGUAUCUGAGGAUUUCAACAACGGGACCUACCGCGUCAAUUUCACCUUGUUUUGGCCGGGCAGCGUGAAGGUUUCUGUACGGCUGAUACAUUCAAGCGAGGUGGUCUCGGCGUUCUGGAGAACCAAAGAGUCCGGCAGCGAUAAAAUCAUGUUCACGGGCAUCUUUCUUAACAAAACGAAACAGGAGAAAUCCAGAUGUGAUGUUCAUCUGAUCAUGAAUGAAACGGUCUGUGAUUUGAAGAAGGACUCGUUUUACUGUGUCAAACCAAAAACGUUGCCGUUGCAAUCCACACGGGACGACGAAGGAAUAAAAAAGGGCUAUCUGCAGAAGGAAGAGACGCAGUUUGCGUUGUGCAAAUGUUUUCUGUUUUUAGAUCGUGUUCCACAAGCUGCUGGGAAAUGUCAGCUGGGAAUGAGCUCUCCUUCCCCCAGUGGAUUUUUCCAUUCAGACAGAUGGAAUUCUUCUUACUGUAGAAUGAGCCACUUCCAAAAUGUGAACGACAUAAACCAGUGCCUUCAGGGAAAACAGGUUUACAUGUGGGGAGACUCUACAGUGCGCCAGUGGUUUGAAUAUUUAAAAGAUCAUCACCUGGCAUACACAAGUACAACAGAAUCUGCUGCACGCAGGCUUGCUAUUGACAAGACGAGACACAUAACCAUUUACUGGAAGAUGCACGGAUUCCCUUGCAUUGCAAGUAGACCAUGUGCAGUUGAUAAUGGGCUGGAUGUUGCUCAAGAACUGGACAGAUUUGCUGGUGGGGAGAACACUGUUGUAGUUAUCUCUGUUGGUCAGCACCUUCGUCCUUUCCCCUUGAAGUUCUAUGUUACAAGAAUGAUGGACAUCAAACAGGCUGUCACAAGACUUCUUCAGAGAAGCCCUUUAACCAGAGUGUUUGUUAAAUUGGAGAACACCAGAGAACUUGAUUUUCAGUUGGUGCGGUUCAGUGACUGGUAUGGUCACCUCCAAAGCCUGGCUCUGAAGGAGGUAUUUCGGGGGGUGAAGGUGGGGUUUAUUGACGCUUGGGACAUGACUGUAGCUGCAAACUCAUUUGCAGUUCACCCGAAUAGGAAUAUUGUUCAUUAUGAAAUUGCUUUGUUUUUGUCCUACCUGUGUGGUCCAAAUUCUUAGUGGGUAACAUUUGUGCAAUCUGUGUUCUCUGGAUGCAUAGAUCUAACUGUUCUGAUCAUCAUGUCUAAAUUGGAGCGUAGCCACAGUGAAGACUUACAGCUUGAGAAAUAUUGUAUGUGGUAUUUUCUACUAAAUUAAGGAAGGCUGCAG
Acipenser ruthenus (sterlet) is the source of this 1610-nucleotide messenger RNA. RefSeq names its product NXPE family member 2-like. Lineage: Eukaryota; Metazoa; Chordata; Actinopteri; Acipenseriformes; Acipenseridae. The transcript has 4 exons. The record is from RefSeq and is a predicted model, not a curated record. Bases 240 to 1460 code for a protein of 406 amino acids.